Artibeus jamaicensis (Jamaican fruit-eating bat) is the source of this 15364-nucleotide messenger RNA. RefSeq names its product URB1 ribosome biogenesis homolog (gene URB1). Bases 8002 to 14853 code for a protein of 2283 amino acids. The transcript is spliced from 40 exons. Lineage: Eukaryota; Metazoa; Chordata; Mammalia; Chiroptera; Phyllostomidae. Gene Ontology annotation, cellular component: nucleolus. The record is from RefSeq and is a predicted model, not a curated record. Gene Ontology annotation, biological process: maturation of 5.8S rRNA from tricistronic rRNA transcript (SSU-rRNA, 5.8S rRNA, LSU-rRNA); maturation of LSU-rRNA from tricistronic rRNA transcript (SSU-rRNA, 5.8S rRNA, LSU-rRNA).
GGACAGGGGCACCAGCCCCAGCUCGGGGACCCGUCGUUACCUCACGCAGCAAAGAAGUGUGAGCAGACGAGGGACACAUCAGGUGUGUGUCCGUGAGAGGCCCUGGCUGCCCGGUGCACCGGGACCCAAGGGGCUCAGAGGCCCCACACCCCAAAGAACCGAAAGCAGGGGCUGCGGCAGGUGCUGCUCGCGUCCGCCCAUGCCCAGGCCGCCCUGGCCACACCCGCCAAAAGGCGGGAGCAACCCGGGGCUCAUCGAUCCACGGACGAUGGGCAAACACGUCGUGGAAGAGUGUUCAGCCACAGGAAAGAACGAACCUCGGUACAUGCUACCACAUGGGUGAACCCGGAACGCGCUGUGCUGGGCACCAUGAGCCAGACGCGCAAAGUGAUCCGUGUUGUAUGAUCCCAUUUACGAGAAACCUGUACACUCAGCAAAUUCAGAGAGAAAGUAGAUUAGACACCAAGAGCUGGCAGAAAGGGGCAGAGUUUGGGGGGAUGAAAAAGCUCUGCACACAGGGGUGACAGUGGCACCGCAGUGUAAAUUCACCCACACACUGCAGGGCACGCCCGCGCUGGCUGGCGCUGCAGGUACUUGCCACGACCUGGGUGUGAGUGACAUGGCAGGCCAAACCCCGCCCACCUGUGGACUCGAAAGGGGCGAGUUGUGCAGUGUGUGAAUUAUGUCUCCACAAAGACAUAAUUUUUAAAAAAUCAAGCAACAACAAUGACACAGAGGUCCCGGGGGGUGACUCUGAGGCUGUGUGUGGGUGGCGCCGGCCGAGUGGGCGCAGAGAGGAGGGAAGGUGGGCAUGUGAGAGAGGCCUUUGGGGGGGUGGGCCUCGCAGUGGGGCCAGGAUGCUGUGGCGCUCGGAGGCUCCCCCCACUUCGCCCCUCAGCUGCUCCAUCAGAUUUUAGUUUCCGUCUGAUCUCUUUAGGAAUUUUGAAAUCAUGCAGGAAAACGAAGUAGCUCCAUUCGUCUUCUUCUCUGGAGCCCUCUGUGUCCCGACCACCUGGACACCUGCCCAUUUCUCUGCCUCCAAUUAUUAUACAAUCAAAUACCCACCCUUGGGGCACCAUAAAAACCUGUAGGACAGGAACCCGGGGCAGGUGAGCGGCCCUUCAAAGGAGGGGAAAGCCUCGUAAAAGCCACCUGGGGCAGAAAGGGCAGACACCUUCCCCACCAAGGUGCUUCCCCUUUCCCCAUGGGGCCGAAAACAGCAGAAGCGGGCGCAGCCCCUAGCUGUUCAGCAGUUACGGGGGCUGGAAUCGAAGUCUGGUGGAGGGUGGGCCGAAUACUGACAUGCUCCCAAAAUGCUCAUACUCACAGCAACGCUUAGACGCAGGCUGGCCAGGACCAGCCCCGCAACUCUCCGCAAAAGAAACACGUGGAGCCCAGAGUUUGAGAACGACCCAGGACUUCAGGACGGUGAUGGGAGCAUCGUUACCUCCUGCAGGGGCUCCCUGAGCAUGGAUGGCAUCUUGAGCCCCGCACAGGCCACAGGCCCAGGGUGCUGGUUCCGACGUGAAACCCACCGAGACUGCAGAAACGCUGGCACUGGGGAGGGACGCCCAGAGACAGUCACAUGAGAGGUUCCUCGGCUGGGCGAGGCCACCACUGGGUGGUCAGGCUCCUUCCUGCUGACGGGCCCAUUCUAUGGGGGAGAGGCGUCCUUGCCCGGCAUCUGAAGGACACUCGUAACCCUCAGGUGGACUUGGGCUCUCCGCGGUUCCCGUUAACCGCGAUUGGCCGCAGUCUGAAAAUAUGACAUGGAAAAUUCUGGAAACAUUCACAAGCUUUACCGUGUGUGCCAUUCCGAGCAGUGUUGCGAUGAAAUCUCACACCGUCUGCGCCCUCCCCUGGCGGGGAGUGAAUCGUCACGUGGCCCGACGUCUCCAUGCAGUGUGGAGACACGAGAGAGAGACCACAUUCACAUGCCCUUUGUCACAGCAGUGUCACAGGUCUUCUAACUCAUUACCAGUUUUUGUUGUCACUCUUGCUGUGCAUAAUUGACAGGUGGAAAGUCACCGCCGGUGUGCGCUAGUGAGAGGAAGGGUCUGCAAAGCGUCGGGGGGGGGGGGGCUGCGGUUUCAGGCCCCCACUGGGGGUCCGAGGAUGAGUCCCCUCAGAUAAGGGGGGUGACUGUAGGUGUCGUAUUUUCAUGUCUUCAUUCCCACCUUUUUUUCUUUCGAAGCAACCCUGUCCCACCUUCCCAGCUCUCAGCCCCCCCGCCCCCCUCCCAGGCCUACUCGGGAAGAUGCCCCUGUGCCGGUGUCUGAACCCCAGCCCUGCGCCUCUCCUCUACCGGCGCCGUCCAGAAGAAGAAUGCAGCACGCACAAAUUUGGGGGGUUCAUGGAGCACUGUGGGUGAUUCAGCCCUGGUCCCCGGAAGCGUUCAAGUGCGAGUGUGCCCCGCGACCCCUCUCCAGCUCGCCCCCCGCCCUCACUGAAGCGGAAGCUGCGGAAGCUGCGGGCCUCGGUGCCGGCUUCCCUCCCUCAGCCCCGAGCCCUCCAGGGUCUGGACUCUCCUCCUUUUGAAGGGCGAGUGAUUCGGGCCCUGCCGGUCCCCGAAGUGCUGGUCUCACCCAGAAUCAGGGAAGGGGAGGGGGUCAUGUCUGUGUCCGGCUGGUUUCUGCUUGUUCGACACAGGUAAACAGCCCUCGGCGGGAGCCUCUGAAGCGGGUGGGCGGUGGGAGGCCCGGACGCUGCACGGCGCCGCCGGGGGGAGCGGGAGCCUGCGCUUGGGGAGGACUCGGGGCGCACAGCCGGCCAGGGCGUGCCCCGGCAGCCACCAACGGCGCCCCCUGUGGGUGAGAAUCCUAGUUUGUGUCUCCCAAAGGCACAGGGCCCACAAAAUGCCCUGACCCCUCAAUUUUUAACGUGGUAGAAUAUCCAUAACAUGAAAUUUACCAUCUUAGUCACUUCAAGUGUCCAGUUUGGGGCAUUAAGUGCACUCAGGACGUUGUGUAACUGUCGUCACUGUCCCUCCACAGGACUUCUCCUUGGGGGGGGAGACUCUGCACCCAGCAAACCCUCGCUUCCAGUUCCCCCUCCCCCAGCCCCUGGGUCCCCCCAGCCCCUGGGGGCACUAUUUUCUGUCUUCCUAGCCUUGGCCGCUCUGUGGGCCUCAUAUAAGUGGAGUCAUGCAGGGUUGGUCCUCUCGUGACGGGCUCUGUCACUCACUACGAUGUCCUCCAGGCUCACUCACACCGUAGCAGGUGUCAGGGUUUCCUUGCCCGUUAAGGCUGAACACACUCCACGGUGUGUAUAGACGCUGUUUACCCGUUCACCUGCCGACGGACACUUGGGUUGCUGCCAUCUCUUGGCGAGUGUGAGCAACAAUCCAGCCAAGCUGCUGCUAUGAGCGUGGGUGUACAAAAACACUGUGAAUUUUUUAAUGAUAAUUUCCAAGGGAAAGCUUAUCAGAAAGAAAAGAAAACAAAUCAAAGUCCACCGAAGGAAUUCAGAAUCCACAGAAGUGAGUUUGAUUGAGGGCACAGAGCAGGGAUCCCUGAACCGUCUCGGUUCCCGGCGUCCUUGGUGUCUCGGGGAUUUUCCUAGGCAACAAGGCAGCACCACACGCUCUCACUCACGUGUGGGACCCGACACACAAAGGACACCGUGAACAAAAUAGGGACAGGUGUGGGCACACGGGAAGACUGGCAGCUGUCAGAGGGCGGGGCCGCUGGAUGAAAGACGGUAGAGGGAGCCGCCAAGGAACACAUGGGCAUAAACCAUGGCCACAGACCUCAGCGCGGUGAUGGCCAGAGGGAAGUGGGCAAAGGUGGGGGCAGAAUGGGGACACCUGUAAUAGAGCCGACAAUAAAAGUGAAGUAAAAAAAGAGACAAUAAAACAAAACAACAGAACCCCAAACUGUUACAUUCAUUAAGUAGUUAGAUCCAAAUGACUUAAUAAGUAUUUAUGUUCCAACAAUAGCUAUUUGAGAUAAAAUACACAUAAAUAGAGAGAAAACAUAUUUUUAUUUUAUUCUUAAAUCACCUAAACCAUUCACUAAUGGGGUGUGUGCAGCCAUGGUGCACGUUGCCAUCUCUCCACCCUGAAACCAAAUGACACCAGCACCUCCAUUUCUGCAGGAAGCUACCGACCGCACCAUUAGUUUCCUGCUGAGUUUUGGUGCCACUCUGUUUUCUCCCUUCUCAAACUUUGUUUUAAUUGUUCUCAAAAUUCUGCAACAUAUUUUUGGUCAAAGUGUUUCCAUUAAAAGUUUCUUGUUUUAAAAACAAAUAACUUGAAACUCUCUCUCUCUCUCUCUCUCUCACACACACACACACACACACACGAAUGGUCCACAAAGGUCUCCCUUCCUUCCGCAAGUCUUAAAUGCAUUAUUGCCAUUAGCCAGUUCCUACUACUCAGCUUAAAUGCCCAUGUGGGACAUGCAGUUCUGAGACCGUUCCCCACCUGCUGAUUAGCACUUCACUCUGUGUUCCAUCCCAAGUCCUUCACAGUCCUUUCCCUGAUGCUUUCCAAAGAUUACUUAGCUCUCCCCAACACCCUCCCCCACCCAACGCUUACUGGAUUUUAAAAAGCCCAUCCUCUUACUAUCAAGGACUGAUUUUAUCGCUUGCUGACUGGAGGACAUGGUCGGUAUGCUGUUGAUUUUUUUGGGGGGGGAAUUUAUUGGGAUCUCCUUUGUGGCCUAGAACAUAGUCUAUUUUUUAAAGUUUUUAAAAAUUUAUUUCCCUUUAGAGGGGAAGGGAAGGAGAGAGGGAGAGAAAUAUCAAUGUAUGGUUGCCUCUCGUGCAUCCCCUCCUGGGAACUGGCCUGCAACCCAGGCAUGUGCCCUGACUGCGAAUUAACUGGGAUCCUUUGGUUCACAGGCCUGAGCUCAAUCCACUGAGCCACACCAGCCAGGGCGAACACAGUCAACUUUUAUCGCUGUUCCGUGUUAUUUAAAAAGUACAUGUAUCCUGUCUCUGGGCGUAACGUUCUCUCAUUAUUGAUUGAUAGAAUACAGUGUUACUCAAAUUCUCUAUAUUUUCUUAUAUUUCUAAUGAUGAAGACGUUAGUCCAGUCUUUGCAAUAGCUCUGGAAUUUGUCAUUGGUGUCGUGACGUCUACUACGUUGAGUGCACUUUUGCCCUGUCUUGCUGUUUAAGGAAUAAGACCAUCCUGGUCUGAGACGACUCGUUUUGAGUCUGUUACGGUGGGCGGGACGGCGGGACACGCAUGGAAACACUGCGCUCUGUGGACUUGGCCCUGCAGGGUCCACUCCUCUUUUCCAGCCUGUGGACACUGUGUCCUUCAGUGCAGUCCAUGUGACUGUCUCCGAAAGUACACUUCGUCCUCCUCACUGCUGAACAAGCAGAAAAUGGAACUGUUUUGACUUUGGUAAACAUUUGCUACACAGAAACUUUCACCUCUAGAGACAUUAAAAGUGGCCCAGAACAGGGAAGGGAACUGCACACCUCUCCCCCGCAGCGUGACCGCAUCAGCACGCACAGAGAACGUGGCGAGAACCCCGAAGAGAGCCCCGUCUUGUGUGACGCAAUGCCUACCUCCCACGUUUUCAGGGUCCACGAUGGGUGACGUGCCUUAGCAGGAACUCGAUAUGGGCUCUGAUUGAGUUUCUCCUUUUAUCUGUCCAGAACUUGCAUUUGAACUUAGAAGACCGAGGUGGGAAUAAGUCAACACUGACAUGUAACACGUGUGAUGAGGAGAUGAACCGGGCGUCUAUCAGAAGGUGCGCACCACCCUUGGCUUGUUUACUCCAGUCCAGGGCCCAGUUCACAAGCUCAUAGACACAAACACCUGCAUCCCGAGGCUUCCUGACAGCAUUGCAAAGGUCAGCUUACCUUUUUGGAUAGACCGACAUUAACUGAGCUCAAGACCCAGGUCUGUGUGGUCAUUUCUUUCAUUCAGCCAAUACUCACAGAGCCCCUGACGGGCAGCCCUGUUCUAGGUGGUGAGAACGGAGCACUGAACAGUGUUGUGCCAUCUCAGGUGCACGUUCAGUACAAGAGUUUGACAGACAAACGGCUGCCAUCGCCAGCUGGUGAGAACAGCAAUACGGGGAAGUAGACACGGGUAAGAAGAUUCAGAAUGUGAGCCCAGGAAGAAGAGCCCACGUGAAGUGACUGGGAGCCCCCUGAGGUCCGGGCAGAGUUUCAGAGGGGACAGCACGGGGACCGGCCCUCAGGUGGGUGCCUACUUAGACUGUCCUGGCAGCGAUGAUGUCUACCUUCAGUAGGCCAGAACGCUCUGGGUCCCCUGUGCCCAGGCAGGUCUUUCCUGUAGACAGGCCUGUCCCUGUGCACACGGUUGGUGAGCCUGCAUCAGAACAAGGGGGUGGGCGAGCUGCAGCAAGCCAACUCAGCCCGAGCACCCUGGGCACUUGUGAGCCACGCCCCGUUGGCUCCGUCACUCGCUCAGGCCGGGAAGGGCACUGACAACCUGCCUCUACAUCGUAGGGUCCCCUGGGUGAGCACCUCCAGCACACAGCAGCUGCGUCGCACUGGCGAGCUCCCUCACCCUCUGGAAGGCUUGGUAAGGAGGGUAAUUUGCCCAAAGUCACACAGGCGGGACCUGGAUGCAGGGCUUUGGAGUGCUUCCUUCCUCCUGCCAUGGCCUCUUGGGUCAGGUCCACCCUGGAUGAGAACUGGGUGGUGGGCAGUUAACCACAGAAGAGAACCAGAAUGAAGUCUCUCUCUUUACCUCUGAGAGCACUGUCCUCUGCAGCCCAGAUUUUGAGCCUGUCCCUGUCUGUCUCUUAACUCUGCUACAUGCCAUCAGCUCAUGCCUACAGGGCAAGUCCCUCUGACCCGCCUACGACACAGGCAUCUCCAUGGGUACGACAGUCAGGCCAGGCCAGAGGCUCAGGGUCCACACCAUAAGCUUCUUCUACAAGAUUCUGAAAUCCCAAGAGGCCCCACAAGGCCAUGUGCUCGGAUGCUCAUUACACACCCGUGUGCAGAGCACAAGAAGGAGUGUCCUGAAAGUGGAGGAGAGCCUGAGAGAGGACUGCAGGAACUACCAGACUCCUCAUCUAAGGAGCUGGCUCAUGGUCUACUGGAGCACAGAACCAAGCAUUGAUGAAGCCAUUAAAAAAACGCACAGGCCCAGUUUCUUUAUUCAUGUAUACCUCCAUGUUAUUUCAGAGCAUUUAAUGCGGCUCUCAAGUCAACAAGGUCUUGCAAAAACACCCAAUACUUUCCCCCGCACUGUCAAAGCCGUUUUUCACACAUUGCAUGGCGUUCUCAGCUCAGGGCUCCCCCGCGGUUAGGUAGGGCUGGCUUUGCGGUCCCCGUUUGAAGGACGGGACCUUGAACGUGGAGGCCGCCGCACUGUCCAACAGGAGCCGCGGCAGACAUCAGGUCGCUUGUUCCGUGCCUCCCACCAUGCACACUGAACGGGGUCACUCACGUCCUCCCAUCAGUUUGGGGGCGGAGGUCAGUCUGGUUCUGGGUGUGAGAGGCGCUGCAGAUCACGGUUAGGGGUGUGUGCACGACCCUAGGCCCCGGUUAGCCGGUGCAAGAACCUCCCGCAUCAGCCCGCCCGGCACUUAGCGGGGCUCUGACACCUCCUGGCCAACUCGUAGUGCCCCCAAGGGGCCAGGCAUCCCACCACGGGCCACGCAAGUUCUCCUAGGGAUACCGCUAACUGAGCCGGCGCUGCUGCUCCGGCGCGCCCGGCCUCGUGCCCUGCGGGAGCAAACGAUCCGGGUUCUUUCCGCCAGGGACUCGAGAGAGCCGCUGAGGCCGUAGGUUUAGUGCAGAAUCCGCUGGUCUCGAGCUGCUAGCGAGCCCGCGGGUGCAUUCCACAGGCCCCGCCCACAGCCCCGCCCACCGCAGACCCCGCCCCUUCCGCCGGGCCCCGACCUAGACCCGCCCCUUCCGCCUGCCAUUCUUCCGGGGCCCCCGCAACUUCCGCCAGGCUCCGCCCCUUCCUGCGCACGUGUCGGCUGCGGUCCUCACCUGCGGCCAGUGAGUCCUCGCACCAGGUCUGCAGGUGUGGAACCCGGCGCGGCCUCGCCCGCUGGCCAUGGGUGUCCCCAAGAGGAAGGCCCCGGACGGCCCAGACGGCGUGGCGUCCGCCGCGGGCGCAGCCAAGCGGACCCGCACCGAAGAGCUCACGGGCGUGCGCUUCAAGACUCAGCUGAAGGACCCGCAAGCCGCGGGGCCGGCCCUGGAAGCGUUCGUCUCUGUGGCCAAGACGCUGCCCCGGGAGGACGUGCACGACGUCGUGGAGGGCUACAUCAAGAUUUCUGUCGAGUGUGCGGAGGUGUUCCAGCUCCUGAGUGGGGAGAAGCGGCCGGAAAGUGAGAUGCUGUUAAUACUUCAAGCUUUCGAGGCCAUAUUGUUGCGGACGGCCAGCGACCUGUCUCACUUGCACACUGUGGGCACCAACAUUGUGAAGAAGCUACUGAACAGCCACAUGAAGCUCAUCUGUGCGUCCCUGUACGCCUCGGGCUACAGGAUGGCUCGGGCCUGCCUGAACCUCAUGGCCGCCAUGGUGACCCAGGGCCCCGAGGCCGCCAGGGACGUCUGCAGCCAUUUCGAUCUGAAUAACAAGACCUUGCACAGCCUGGUGACCAGGAGGGGUUUGAAGGGCAUGCACGACGUCCGCUUGGCCUACAUCCAGUUUGCCCUGGCCUUCCUGGUCGCUGGGGACGACAGCACCCUGCUGCAGGUGCUGGAGCUGAAAGAGUUCAUCCCUUGCAUUUUCAGCUCGGGCGUCAAGGAGGACAGGAUCUCUACCGUCAACAUGCUGUUGUCCACGCUGAAAACAAAGGUGGUUCACAACAAAAACAUCACCAAAACCCAGAAGGUGCGCUUCUUCACGGGGCAGCUGCUCACCCACAUCGCGUCGCUCUACGGCUGGAAGGGGGUUGUGGACGUGGACCUAGAAAACGCCGAGGCUUCUGCCGGGGAUGCGGGGAAGGCCGUGGUGAGGGAGCUGGUGCACGGCUUCCUGCUGGACCUGUGCUGCUCGCUCAAGCACGGCAUCAACUUCUACGACGCCUCCCUGGGCACCUCCGGCAGAGGAGGGAACCUGACGCUGCUGCACUUCCUGUUGGGUUUGAAGACGGCAGCUGACGACGAGCUGGUGGCUGAGCUGGUGGUGAGCAUCCUCAGGGUGUGCCCGGACCUGCUGAACAGAUACUUCAAGGAGGUCACGUUCUCCUUCCUCCCGAGAGCGAAGUCCACCUGGUCCAACAACAUGAAGCUCCUGAGCAAGAUCUACGAGGCCCAGCCGGACGUCUCCCGGGCGUUUCAGACCAGAGAGUUCGUCCCCCUGCCCCGCCUCCUGGCCAUGGUGAUGGUGACCACGGUGCCCCCGGUGUGCAACAAGAUCAUGUUCACCCAGGCACUGAACCUGGACAGCAAGUCGGUGAAGCACACGGCCUUGUGCUUUCUCUCCGCCGUCCUGAGGAGGGCGCUGAAGACCAUCGAGCACUGCCUGAGCGGAGAGGCCUGGCUGGAGCCCGGCGUGUACACGGCCCCGAUGAUGGAGGACUUCGUGCGGCUCUUCAGAGAAGCCCUGAGCAAGGUUUUACCAGACCUGAACACCAUCGUGUGGGUCUGGCAAUCCCUUGGCAAACAGGACGCAAAACCCAAUGAUGAGAAAGGAAAGACGCAGGGCAGCCGGGCUCCUGCGGCCUGUGCGGAGCCCUCCGAGGCGCCCUCCUGUGGCGACGCAGAGACCGUGCUUCUGCGAGCCGCCCUGCUCCAGGCCAUCUGCCUGUACCAGAAGGUGGUCCCGCACGUGGUCACGCAGUACAGCUUCGACUUCAGCAAGCUCCUGAGAGGCGCCGUCUCCGAGCAGGGCCUUCGCGAGCAGGUGCCCCCGAUCCUGCAGCACCACAUCCUGAAGGUGGCCCUGGAGCUCCCCGCCAGCAAGUUCGCGUGGCUAAAGGCACAGGAGGGCCCGGAGGCAGAUGUCGUCGGAGGGGAGCGGUCCGUGUUCUACCUGCUGAUGAAGAUGUUUGUGACCAGCACCCACCUGCAGCUGAAAUCGUCCACCAAACACCUCAUCGUCAAGACCCUGCGGGACACAGGCGUGUUCGAGCACACCUGGAAGGAGCUGGGGCUGUGGCUGGAGCACCUGGAGGGCACGGCGGACGACGGGCAGGAGGCUGUGAUUCGGUUUCUGGAACGAGUCCUGCUGACACUGGUGGCAAACCCCUACGUGUACACAGACAGAGCCUCGGACUCCGUCCAGGAAGCCAGCGCGCUGCAGGCCACUGCCGCCGGGCAGGACGCCGACGACGCCAGCAUCCCUGUCUCCCACAUCGACGACGUGCUGGACAUGGUGGACGUGCUGGCAGAGGGCAGCGAGGGCCUGGACGAGGAGGUCGGGUUCCAGCUGAGCGAAGACAUGGCCCUGCUCACGUUCCCAUUCAGCGCCGUGGUCCCCGCAGCCCUGGAGGCCAGGAAUAAGCUGCUCGGGACAGAAGGCGAAGCAGGAGACAGCGUCGUGGCGUAUCUGACAGCUGUGCUCACUGACAUCCUGCACAGCCAGCGGGACCCUCUGGCCCUGUGCCUCCUGCUUCAGGCGUACGACAGGUUCGAGCCUCCGGCCCCGCCCUGCUGCCCCUGGCUGUCCUGCUUCCACGGGUACUACAGUCUCUGGAUCCCUGAGCCCGCCCGAGAGGCCUCGCCGCUGCAGAUGCCGGGCAGCCCGGCCCCCCAGGGCCCCUCGGCCAGCUCCUUCGGCGCUCUGCUGCAGACGGCCUUCCAGAGCGAGGGCGGGCUGUUGGACGAGGGGGCUCAGGCAGAACUGCGGGCUGCCAUCUGCCGCCUCCCCAUGCACCACGUCUUGCGCUCGGUGACCCACGUGCUGCUGUACCUGCGGAGCACCGUGGAGCGCUUCGGGCAGCUGGGCCGGAGUGCGGGCCCCGCCGUCCUGCAGCUGCUGCUGGACCUGCUCCGGCGCCUGGUCCUUCACUGUGCACAGCUGGAUGCCCAGAACCGGCAGAAGUGCGAGGCUGUGCAGGCCGAGUCCGAGCUGUUCCUGGACAUGGAGUCUGUGGCCUCCCUGGAGCUGGCUGGGGACCAGACGCUGGAGGAGGUGCUCAUGGCUGUCCUCAGACACCCCACGUUGGAGGGCUGGUUCCUGGCCCUGGAGCGGCAGGCCCUGCCCCCACACGCCCUCAGCCCCGUCCUGGUGAAGCUCCUGGCAGCGGGCCUCAGCGCGGGUGUCCUGCAGCUGCUGGUGGCGAGCGCCCCCAUCCUGCAGAGCCGUGGUCGUCUGGACCUCCUGGCCCGGUACUUGGAGGCCGUGACCCAGACCGUGCUGAAGGAGCUGCGCAGCAGGAAGGCGGGCCCAACUGCAUCGCUGCCCAAGACCCUCCCGCAGCUGGAGGCCCUGCAGGGGCUGCAUGUGUACAUGGAGGGCGCCCAGCUCCGCGAGGUCACCCUCGCCCUGCUGCGCCUGCCCGAGGCCCACCUGGUGGCCCACCCACCCACAGAGUCCCCUGGGAAGGAGAGACGCUUGAGUACCCUCGGCAGGACUCUGGUCCAGCUGUUGACCAGCAGCCCGCAGGGUCAGCUGCCGAACAGCGAGCUCCUCUGGACCUCUGCGUACGUGCGAGGCUUGGGGGCUCUGCUCCCCACGUUGGCCGUGGGUGAGCUGGACGCCGUGUUCCUACGGACUCUGCAGGGGGCGCCUGAACUGGCCUCCACGGUCAGGGCCGACCUGCUCGACUACUGCCUGGCCCGGCGGACACAGGUGACCCUGGGCAUCGCCACCCUGCUCGUGCCGCGGAGCUGGGCCCACCUGUUGCGCUUCGAGCUGUGGUGCAGGCGGCCGGGGGCAGAGCUCCGCCUGCGGGAGGGCCUCGAGGACUUCCUCCCCCUCGUGCUCGCGUACCUCCAGUGCCGGACCCGGGGAUGCUGUGCACGCCCAGCAGGAGUGCCCCCCGCCGUUGCCCCCGUCCUGAGGAAGGCCCUGUGGAGGCCCCUGCAGGCCAGGCUCCUCAGCGCCCAUGGGCCCCAGGGGUCAGGGCUGCACCCCGAGGUCCUGGCCCAGCUGGUCCCAUUCGCGAGAGCCAAGGACCUCCGCGUCCUGGCAGACCGCCUGCCCAGCUCACUUCGGACCCCUGGCAGCCACGCGAGCUGGACCGUGGCCGACUCUGUCUCGGCCGCCCUGGAGGGCUCCGCAGAGCAGCUGGGAGCCUGGAGCGAGGCUCUGCUGCCGUCCUGCCUGAGGUGGCUGCUCGGGACCUUCGGCGGCCCCGCGCGGGACGGAGACGGCGCCCCCGAGGGAGAGAAGCAGAUGCUGCUGAGGCUGAACCAGCUGCUGAGCUCCCUUCAGGAAGUGGACCCCGACGACUGGCAGAGGUUCGUGAAGACCGGACUCAAGUUCCGGUACCAGGACCCCGAGUUUCUGGAGGCCCUCCACGCCGCCGUGCAGCUCCUGUACCGUCCCGAGAGCCCCGUGUGCGCGGGGCUCCUCCCGCUGCCGGCGGUCCACGCGCUGCUCACCCAGCACUCCCUGUUCCUGCCCACCCUGCUGGAGGCCGAGGAGGGCGACCCCGACCGCCGAGUGAAAGAGGCGCUGGUGGACCUGGUGCUGGGCGUGGUGAGGCUGUGCCCAGCCGUCUGCGACGGCAGCCACUUCGCCGUGCUCCUCGGGGCCUACGGCGCCUCUCUCAGCGUCCUGGACCAGAAGAUUCUGCUCCUCCUGCGGGCCUACGAGCAGAGCGGCCUCAGCCUCACCAGCUUCAGGGUGCUGCUGUGGGGCCCGGCGGCCGUGGAGCACCACAAGACGUGCCGGAGCCUGGGCAAGUCGCUGUGGCAGCAGCCGAGCGUCGGGGACGUCCUCCGCCUCCUGGAUCGGGACCGCAUGAUGAGGACCAUCCUCCACUUCCCCCAGAACCGGAGACUGCUGCCCCCCGAGGAUGCGCAGGACCCGCUGUUCGCAGACAGCAGCGCCGUGGAGCUCGAUGGCCUCUAUGACCCCUGCUUCCUCCUACACCUCUUCAGCGAGCUGACCAGGCCAGAAUUUGUGGUGGACUGUCGAAAAUUCCUGGACUCGAACGCUCUGGGCCUGACCUUCGCGGCCCUCAGCAGCUACGACCCCCAGAUGCGAGCCGCGGCCUACUCCGUCCUGGCGGCCUACUACGGGCAUGUGGAGGGGGCCCGGUUCCGGGAGCAGCCCCAGGUGCUGUACCUGCUGGACGUGGUCCGGGGUGGGGUCCGCACCCCAAACAUGAGGCUCACCUUCACGCUGGCCCUCUUCGCCGCCAAGGCAGCCCUGCAGGUGCUGAAACCAGAGGACCACAUGUACCUGAAGAUCAACAAGUUCCUGCUGUCGCAUGAGCACUUGAACAUGAACAAAGUCCCUGGCUUCUACCAGUUCUUCUACAGCUCCGAUUUCCAGCACAGCACCGAGCGGAAGUGGCUGCUCGGGCUUCUGCGGCAGGGGAUCCGCGACAGGCACUGCUUCCUGCUCUGCGCCCGGCGCGGCGUGUUCCACGUCCUCCUGUCCUUCUUCCACAGCCCACUGUGCGAUCAGGCGGCGCAGAACUGGGUUCUGGAAAUUCUCCAGAGUGCCGCCCGCGACGCCAGGUCUGCCUACGAACUGCUGCGAGACUACAGCCUCCUCACCUGGGCCCUGCACACCCUGGAGAGCAGCCGGUUCCUGGAGACCCAGCUGCUCUCCAACAUCAUCAGCCUGCUGCACACCCUGUGGGUGACCAACCUGGGGGACAAAGGGACAGAGCCGGGCAGCCAGCCACCGGGCCCACCCACGUCCCAGGAGCCCCCGAAGCUGCUGGCCCUGCACCUGGUCAACGAGUUCCUCUACGUCCUCACCGCACUCAUGAAGCACUUGAGGCCCGGCCUGGCCCCCACCCAGCUGGCCAGCUUCUUCCGGGCGCUGGACUCCGUGCUGAGGUACCGGGCCACCGUCAUGCAGGCUUUCAAGGACAUGGGCCGCUUCACCGUGAACGAGGCGGUGCUGUCCACCAAGGACGCCCUCGUCCUCCUGCACAAGUGGAGCCUCCUCGGGAGGGACGUUGCGCUCCAGGAGGCCCUGAGAGCCGCCGCGGAGAAAUCCCACGCCAGGGAGCUGCUGAAGAUGCUCAAGGACAAGAACAAGCCUGCCGUGCCAGCCCGAGCCAGAGGCCCUCGGGGCUGGAAGAGGAGGCCUGGGGAGGCGGAGGAGCCGGUGGAGGCAGCCGCCCCCGAGCUGCAGGCGUCCAGCCUGGAGACGUGCCGGGGUUUCCUGAGGUCCAUUCUGACCCACUGGGGGCCAGUGUUCCCCAGUCCUGGUGCCACUCAGGACCCCGGGGACCAGACCUCCCCGCAGAGCCAUGCCCCGGGCCCUGCGUACGCCAUCGCCUCCCUGGUGGUCAGCUGGGUGCUGCGGUCCGCGGCUGAGCACCCGCUCAGCAGGGCCGAGGCUGCCGGGCUCUUCCGCUGGCUUCAGAGCUACGUUGUGCCGCAGCCGCCGCUCGUGGCCGACCUGCUCAAGGACAGUGCGGUCAAGAGCAGCAUAUUCCAGCUGUACAGCCGGCUCUGGGGCGCGGAUGGGCUGGGCGACCCCGAGCAGAGUGUGGCCUGCCAGCUCAACACGGUCAUGCUGCAGCUGGUGGCGGCCCUGAGCCCCGAGGGGACACCCCUGCCCCCGGAGGUCGAGACCCUCCGCCUGUCUUCUCUGGACAGCGAGGAGGAAGCCACACGAGCCUCUGCGGCUUUCCUGCUGUCGCUGUACAUCAAGGACGUCUGGCUGGGGGCCCCGCAGCCGGGCACCCUCGCCGCCCAUGCCCUGAUGGUCUGUGAUGCCACGGGGGACACGCCAAGCGGUGACCAGGAGGCCGUUGUCAGGCUCUGCAAGGACAUCACCACCUUGACGCCAACGCAGAACGCCCUGCCGGCCGGGUUCUAGAAGUUCAGGUCGUUUUCCAUGGAAGGCACGCCAGUGACAAGCUUGUACAUUGACUCAGUUUCCUGACAGAAGUCAGCUUUAUUUAUUCCACCAGUGAGUGCACUCAAGGGACCGUGUGUGUGGUCAGCCUCCCGGUGGCCAGGGGCCUUUGGGGAUCAGUGGGGCCUCCUCUUGGCGGCUGGUUAUUCCUCAGAGGAAAUGGCCGCAGUGAACUGGGCGGGGCCCCAGCCCUGACAUCGCCUCGAUGACGUCCACACACGUCCGAGGGGAGUGUGGCUGGGGUCGCUCCGGCGCGUUGGUCCAUCAGGAGCCGUGAUGAAGCUUUGUGUGAGUCUUAAACAGACCACUGCCGAGGUUCCCAGCCGUCUCCUUAGGUGACAGGCUGCUCUGUCACGCCCUUGGGGGUGGCACUGACUCGACCUCUGCUUGGGGCAGCCAGGCUGCCUCCUCUAAGGUUGGGUCCCAAAGGGGAUUUUAAAACCUGAUAAUAAAUGUCUAUUUUUGUCAAGUU